GAAGAACAAGAUGCCGCCAAGAAAACAACGCAUUAUAAAUACAAAGAAGAGGAGAAAUCUUACUUUAUGACAUUUCUCUCAUAACAGUUUAAAGUUCUGUUCAAACAUAUUGAACAGAAUAAUGUUAACCUAAAUCUUCCUUAUCAAUGAUAACUUUUGUUAGCAGGCUGGGUGCAAUCAACUCAUCAUAGUCAUAGCCAGUCCUACAAACACCGAGGUUAACAGUAGAGUGGGGAUACUUCAUUGUUAAUUUACCCGCCACACAGUAUCGAGGGAGCGACAUUUUUUUCCAACCCAGCAAUGUUUACAGAUGUCUGAGUCUUUUUAACGAAAUAGUAAUAUGGACAAACAUGCAAGAUCAACAACUUAUAGAAUCUUUGCCAGAAAUGGUAGCCGAAGAUAAGGUCAAAAGAUAAAUUGAAAUUCUUUUUCAGUAGCAGUAUUGUUUGUAACACUAAGUGAAAGUGAGAACACCAAACGUUAUCGAAAAGGGUGAAGUCACCCUUUAAGAAUUUUAUUUAACUGAAGAAGACGUAACAAGAGCGACCAAACAUGGAAAUUGAACCAAAAGCCAGACUGGCAACUAAAGAUCAAAUUAAGUUGCCGCCACUCAGCGUAUACCAGGUACAUGCAAAUACUCUUCUUUUUUUAUUCUAACGUCCCAGUUAACAUUACAUGAACAGAGAGAUAGAACGGGGGGGGGGGGAGAGACAGACAGCUAGUUAGAUAGAUCACAAACAGAAGCGCCUCGCCACUCCUGAGUGUUGUGCCCCUUGCAAUUUUUUUUUUUUUUAAAUUAAAUUAAAUUUUCCACAUCACAACCUUGGGCCCUUAAAAUAUCUGAGACGUCAUGCAGUCACAAGGUUUGCAGGUCCUACUCGACGCCCUGUCCGAGACGUCAUGCAGUCACAAUUUUAGUCUUAGAGAAAGUAUUGCAAGAGAUUCUAAGAUGUCUCAUUCAGCUAUGAUUUUCAAAACAUCAAAUACUGACCAGUCCAUGACUUUUUGAAAUUCAAUAUCAGCUGCCUUUAGAUGUCUUCUAAGCCUUGAUAUUUCUUUUAAAAGUUCAUCUUCUCUAAACUCAUCAUAGAAAGAUGUUAAUUUUGGAACGGUCACCAAUAACCCUUCUUCACUUGCUGAUAAUAGACUCUUGGGUUGAACAGCAACAAACAUUUCUGCAACUUCCUUGAUCGCAGAUGAUCUGAUCUGGGAUUCAGCAUGAAAGCUAUCAAUACACUCCAGCGACUUCCUACUGUUUUCUUCUCGCAGAGAAAGUUCAGCAUCUAUUAAUUGUUUUUCUGCCAUUCUCCUAAACUUUAAUCUUCUCUUUACCGAAAUUCCAUCUUCAUCUAAUCUGGGAUUCAGCAUGAAAGCUAUUAAUACACUCCAACGUCUUCCCACUGUUUUCUUCUCGCAGAGAAAGUCCAGCAUCUAUUAAUUGUUCUUCUGCCAUUCUCUUCUUAAACUUUAAUCUUCUCUUUACCGAAAUUCCAUCUUGGUCUGAUUUUAAAAGUGCCUUUUCAAUAGCAUGUUCCACCCAGUGACAGGGCUCCUCGUGCAGAAACAAUCUUAAGGCCUCAAGGUUGGUCACCACUUUGUCAAGAGUAAAGCCUUUAAUGUGUAGAUACUGCAGUGUAAGAUUAACGUCCUCUAGUAGGUCAGCCAAAAUGUAAAGGUAGCAGAUAAACAUGAAAUCACAUUCAGCCUAGGACUGAGCUCACCGCGCUGUACAUAAAAUAUUAGCAAACAUUAUCAUGACAAUAAAAAUAACAUAAAUUUGUUUAAUUAAAACAGCUAUAUAACAAACAAAAAAAAACAAAACAAAUGUGUAUUCACAGCACCCACCCCAGAACUUUUACAUGUCAAGCCAUGGACGGCAACCAACAGCAUCGUUUAUCGGCAAUUGGGGGGAAUCAGUCGGGAUAGUAGAGUUUAAAGAGAUGUGUUUUGGGUGCAGUUUUGAAGGCCUGUAUGGUCGGCAUAUUGCGGAUGUGUAGUGGGAGAGAAUUCCAUUGUUUGGGGGCGCAGAUAGAGAAAGAUCGUUCACCAUAUGUUUUAGUGAGUGUUCUGAGAACAGAAACAAUAUGCGUGUCUGUGGAGGAACGAAGGUUUCGAAAAAGUGCAUACACAGUAAGAAGUUCAGUAAAAUAGGAAGGGCAGGAACCAGAGAAAAAGUUUUGAAGGAGAACAGACAGAUUGUAAUCAAUGCGUGCCUCUAUGGGGAGCCAAUGAAAUGAGUGAAGUAGUGGAGUGACGUGAUCAUGUUUCUUUGCCUUGAGAACUAACCUAGCAGCUGAGUUUUGAACUUUCUGCAGUUUUUCUACGAAAUGUUUGGAUGAACAUGACAGAAGAGAGUUACAGUGGUCAAGACGAGAGAAAACAAGAGCACAGACUAGAGUUUUUGUUGCGCUGACUGUGAGGUAGUGGCGGAUGGAGCUGAUCUGACGGAUAGCGGUGUAUGGAGAUCGACAGAUGUGAGAAAUGUGAUUGUUGAGAGACAUGUUGUAAAAAAGAAUGUAACCAAGAUUCCUAGCAGAGGUUGUGAGCUCUAUAUCGGAGCUACCUACAUGCAACGAGAUAGGGAGAGCUGGGCUAGAGGAUGAUUCAUGUUUGUGAAUGAGGAUUGCUUCAGUUUUGUCAAUGUUUAGCUUUAACUUGUUGAGAGUCAUCCACGACUUGACAUCACCAAUGCACUCCUGCAAGCUGUAUAGCUGCAUGCAAUCUACGAAUGACUGGCUCUCAACAGUAUGCCUCCCGAUCAAGAGGAGAAGUGGCGUGGUAUACAUUGUGGUAUACUAGGCCCAAAACGGACCCCUGCGGCACUCCGUACACCAAGUCAGCACUGCCGGAGAGACAGCCAUCAGCAGCGACCGCCUGCUUUCUAUCGGAGUGGUAGGACUGAAACCAAGCCAAAACUAAACUUGAAAUUCCAAAUUAAUUUUCAAGGGUUUUGUAAAGGGUCUGAUGUUCAACGGAACGAUAUCAAAGGCCGCACUGAGUCUAAGAGGAUCAGGACGGACUCAGCACCGCUGUCCAAUGCAAGCAAGAGUUCACUGCUGACUCUCAAGACUGUGCUGUGAAUAGGUCUAUAGGCCGACUGAUUAGGACUGAGAAGAGAGUGGUCAUUCAAGUAAGCGAAAAGCUGAUUUAGAACUAGUUUUUCAAUGACUUUAGAUACAAAUAAUAAAUUAGAUACCGGUCUAUAUUUUUUUCAAAUUAAUUUGAUCAAGACCAGACUUCUUAAGUAAUGGUUUGAUGACAGCUUUCUUACAAAGAGAGGGAGCAAUGCCAGAAGACAAGCUCUCAUUGACUAUAUUGGUUGGGAGCAAUUGAUCCAACGACUCAACCAACAGUGGAGUGGGAAUGGGGUCGAGAGAACAUGACGUAGAUUUAGAUUUUAGAAUUCACUUUGACCUCUCUGGCAUUUCAGAAACUCCUGCGACGUCGCUUGGGGCCGGGGCAAGUUGUAUCAUGGGGCCCAUCGGCUGCGUGGAGUGUAUGAGCCUGCUGCCUUGAGCAACAGUGGAUUCCACAUAAAAUUGUCGUCCAGGCCAUUUAAAUUAUAAUAUAGGCCUAAUAUUUAUUGAACCAAAUAACUGGAUGAUAAAACUACUGGACUGGCAGAGUGCCCGGGGCCGUUGCGUGACUUUUGGAAGCCCCAGCGGGUUGUUGGUUUUGUACCCAUUGCAUUCGAGAAUGAUAGAUUUAUUUUUUCCUCAUCACAACUUUGGGCUCCUCAUUAAAAAUCCGUGGCCGAUGCUUUUCGCUUCUCCUCUUGGAGUAACCCUAGAAUACUAUUGUUUGUUUUGUUUUUUCUCGUAGGACCCAAUGCUGCGGCUUAAAGCAAAAAUGUAUGAGGCAAAAAACUCAAUACUUUUUUAAAAGUUUCUGCUUAUUAUAGUAUAGACGAAAACCACUCAAUAAAUAUUUACAAAAUUAUACGGUCAAAUUCAAUGUAAAAAGUAAGGACGUUUUAUGAUACAAUGUCAAGGUUAAAUUAUGUCCCUUGACCGGUUCGUUUCUAACUUUCUCAUGUUAUUUUUAGACAUUAAUAUCAAUGCCGAUUACCAUCCUUUACUUUUUGAGAAUCAGACCAUUAAUUUUCAAGUGUUAAAGUUUUUUACUAAAAAAAUAUAUUAUAACCUAAAUGUUAUAAUUUAAAUGAAUAAAUAUAUGGAUUAAUUUUCAUUUAGACAUACAUUACAGAAGAAAUAAAAUCGAUUAUAUCUCAAAUAUUUGGUAGUCGAAUAUCUGUAGAAUUAUUGUAGUAUCAAUCUACACUUCUGUUUGGCUGUAGAGCUGUGUCGGCUUAUUGGAACGUUUAUUAAUUUUUUACAGAAAUUACUUGAAAGCAUGAAUAAACUAAGCAUUGACCAAGUAGAUCUUAAGGACAAGAGGGUGCUGAUAAGGUAAAUGAUAUCGUAAUAACAUUUUUUCUCUUGCAAUUGCUUCUUAAUUUCCCUGACCUUUUUAAACUAGUUUCAAGGAAUAAUGCCCCAAUGCCUGGUGAUUAUUAUUAUGUCCUUCACCUUCGUCUUCGCGUUCUUCACAACAUAAUACAUAAAGAAGUCGAAAUGCCCUUUUAAUUAGGUUAUUUGUAUCCCUAUUACUACUAUAAACCUUCAUACGGUUUUUCAUUUGUCAUACACACUUGAAAGUUUUGAUUACCUGAUUCGUAAUCCAAAUUAAGAUUUUUCUCAGUCUCAGCGCUGAAGGUGGUACCGGCACUUAACAAAAGUGUCCAAGACCUGACAUGUCCUAAGUAAACUAAGUUACAAAGUUGUUGUUAUAUUUACAUAUAUACAAUAUACAAUUUCUGGUGGCAAUUUCAACUAGUACAUGCUCCCUUCUUUCAACUAGGUGCAUGCUCCCUUCUAUCAACUAAACUUCUAAACUAAACCACAUAUGUGCCAGUUACAAUCUGUGGUAAGAAAAGUGUAAUUGUAAUUAAACAACCCCUAAAAAUAAUUUUUUUUGUAUAAAUCCUUUAUGUGCAUUUUAAAAUUUUUUAUAUCAACCCUUUCGGGACUGAGCCUUUUCGGGGUGUCUGUGCCAAAAAGACGGAGCACUUUUUACUAGGGACCUCGGUAUCGACCGGAAAUACCAGAAGAACGGGUAUCGUAUUUUCGUUGUCAUAAUGGCGACCUCUACUUUUUAAUUUACUGAGGGUAUCGUUUCGCGUUUCAUAAUCGAUUUUUAGCAUAAUAAUAUAACUUUACUUCCGCCAAUUAAUUAAAGCCAACAUCUUUCCUGUUAUAUUAAGAGUUCGUUUGAUUUUUUUUGGUCAAGAUUAAAGCUUUGAAAAUGGAUGUUAAAAAUUGGUCAACUUCACUCAAAUAUAACUUUUUUUUAAAAAUGUGCUCAAUAAUUAAAAAAACUCUGCUCUUAUAAUUUAUAGGUUCAUUUACAACAUAUCCAAAAUUCAUGAGUGUAGACCAUGGGUGGGCUUCAAAAACGAAUUUCCAAGAUGUCAUUUCUUUAAGCUAUGUAAUUUGUCAUCAUGGCCACUGUGCUUGUUGCUUAUUUCCAAUUAUCGAUAGCAGCCAUGGGGUAAUUAAUAAUUCAUUAAGUUGGUUAUCCAGAGUGUAAAUGGGAAAUAUAACUAAUAAAAAUCAUUUUAUAUAAAUAAAAAAUGUUUUAUAACAUAAAUAAUUGUUAUUGGCUUAUUGAAUAUUAGUGAUUUUAAUUUUUGGGUUGGUUGCCAUGGACCUGGCUGACACUGACAUGGGAUUGAUAAGCUCUUGUCUUUGACUUAGAUAGUGAUAGGCUUAAUAAAAGUAUUGUAAUAUUAAUUAUACUAUUAUAAAUGAUUUAAGGAGUGGGAUAAAUAGCUUUUAUUACAACUAAUAUAUUUAUCAUUUAUAUUAGUUUAUAUAUUUAUAGAUAAAUAUUUAUUUGUGUGUGUAUAUAUAUAUAUAUAUAUAUAAUGACCAUAGGCUAUAGGCCUUGUAUACAUAUAGUAUAAUACAAAGUAUACUAUCUCAGGGUUAAGGCCUAGACCCGACCCAACUAAUUUGUAGGGCCUAUUUUAAUAAAUUAUAUUUAAUGAUAUUUUAGGAUAUGUAAUGAAAUUUUAAUGAAUAUUGUGAUUCUUACUUAAGGCAUAAACUAAGUAAAACAUUUUAAAAUAUUCACUUACCUUUGGUAUUGAAAUAUCCUAUAUUUAAUGACAUAUCACAAUAUUCCGCAAGAGAAUUAUUAUAUAAUCCUCAGUUUCUCAAAGAAAAAACACACUUUCUGGCACAACAAUCCAAGAAUUACUUAAUAUAUUAUUAUUAAAGAAUAAUCAUAAAAACCUGUACUUACCUCUAGUAAAUGUCUAGAACUUAUUUUAUUAAAAGCUAAAGUGGAAGUUGACUCUAAUAAUACAUGUUGAUUUGUAAAACAAGAUUACAAACUUAAAAUAAAUGACAUGCUGAUUGUUUUGUUAUACUCAUAGGAAUAAUAUAAUAUAUAAUAUACAUAUGUAGAAAAUGGUAAAAGGAAAAGUGCAAUUGUCAAUUUUAAAUAAAUAAAACAAAUAAUCCUUUUAUUAUUUGUUUAUGCUUAUAAAUGCUAAACAAUUCCACAGAAAAUCUGCAAUUAAUAUCUAAAGAAUAUUAUUAUUAUGAUAAUUUUUGGUAAAUUAAAAACAAAAUUAAAACAAAAUUUUAAUUAAUUAAUUACAAAUAAGUGAUGAGUCAGCAUUUUUAUACAUUUUUUUUAAUAGGCAAAUAAUUUAGUGUUUUUUUUUUAAAUAUUUGCGGCCCAUUAACAAAAACUAUAUUUUGUGGCUUUAUUUAGAAGUACUCUUAUUUAACUAUGUUCCAUGUAAAUAUUAUAUUUUUGUCUCAUUUUAUAAUAAAGUUAUAGGCGUUAAAAAAAAAAAAGCAAAAUGAGGGUCACAAAAUGUGGAGGAAAAUCCCAUAGUAAAAAAGAAAAGUGGUUUUGAGGUCCCUACUAAAAAAUUAAUAACUUUUGAACCACUUGUUUUUGUAAUCUAUGCUCCAGGCUACAGCUGUAGUAUUUUUAUAUUUUUAAAAAUGUUUUGAAAUUUUCAUCAAAGUGGCUACUUUUUACUAACUUGGCGCUCGCAUUGCAAAAAAAAAAAUUAUAAAAAAAUAAACUAAUUACUUUACAUACAUAUAACUAUAUAUAUUCUUGAAGGACAUUGAAUAAGCUAAUACAAUAUUUAUAAAUCAAACUGAAAUCUCAACAUUUAUGCAAAUGAGCUAUUAUGAUUUGCAUAAUUUAUGCAUCAAAUUUUUUGUUAAACUGAGAAUAAACAUGACUUACCGGUGUAAAUUGUGUGAAUUUUUUGAUGGAUUAAGCAUGAAUAGAUCCUAACACUUUUUUUGGGAAACAAUCCCCAUGGAGGCCCUUCAGACACCCCUGGCACAUAGUUCUCCUUUUCCUGCCCCCGGGGUACUUUUCAGUUGCUAAAGACAGAGCAGUCCUUUUCACCAUUGUGCACCCAAUUAUGGUUUAUUUGAGCUGGGUGUUACUGAGAAAGUUGUCUGCAUACUUAUUAGAUAUUAUUAGUCACUCUCACAAACAUUUUAAUGAUAUUUUUUGUAAAAAUUAGCAUCAAGUACUCAGCUGGGGUGCUUAUCCCAUUAGGCAUAUUUUUGGUUCUAUUUUUUUCUAAAAAUUCAUAGGGGUGAUCUCUAUCCAAUUCAGAACCCCUAAUCCUAAACCAAGGAUUCACAACAUUAUCGUAAACAUAAUCAUUUUGAUUGUCUUCAUUACUUUCCUCGUUGUUUUCAUCGGUGUCAGUGUCAGAUUCACUGAUAGACAGUGAGAAAUCAGAAUCACUAAGCACAAUUUGAUCAGAGUCACUGUCAGACAUGUUGGAAUUUCACGAUAUAACUAUAGCCGCAAAUAAAAAUUCCUGCACACAAAUAAAUAUAGUUCACCAUCAACGAACGACGCCAUUACAACCCCGAGAUGUGCAGGAAUACAUAAGAAUAAAUUUGAUUCGCUGGUACAACGCCAAGCCAGCCAAUCACUAGGUUCGAUUUAUCGGGCGAUGGUUCGGACUUUUGUCUUUCUGGCUAAGCCCCCUUGGCUGCUAGAUCUGCCCUUCCGUCCCAAGAUGGAUAAUAUUUUAAUGAACUUUUAUACCACAAAUUUAUUGCACUAACGAUAUCAGAAAAAAAAUAUAUUAGGCACCAAACGCACUAUCGAUAUUUUUAAGAAUCUAAUUCAUCGCAGUUAUCUGGAAUUUUAUUUCGUGAAAUCAGUGGCAUCAUAUUUCCUUCAUCUUCCCCUUGAAAAACAGGAAAAACUUAUUUUUGGUUUUGGAUGAUUGGGCUAAAAAUUUGAUAGAAUGUGUUAUCAUUGGCAACGAGUCUUAUGUGCCAUGUUUCAGGUCCAUAGGUUGACGGGAAGUGGGUCAAUUAGACCUCCAAAUAUUGUGCUACACACCAAGCCAGAGAGAAACACAUGAACAAAAGCAAAGUUAAUAUAAAGGAUUUAAAAAUGAAGAAAAAUAGUACAAAAUAAUUUUAAAAUAAUGAAAACCCAACUUCCAGUUUCAUAGAACACACUUUAACACGCUUUAUUUCAGGUUCCACCAAAAAGAAAAUCCAAACAUUUUAAGAAAAAAAAAUGCCAUCAUAAUAUCCCAAUCUACUGAUAAUUCAACAAAAACACAUACGUCUGUCAACUUAAAAAGUUUGGGAAACACUGCCCUAGAUGACAUUCAAUAUUUAAAAGUUUUAAACAUACUGGAAUACUCUCGAUGACCAGUGGGCCUAAAGCUUGUUCUACAAGAUCCUUUACUCCCCCUUUCCCUGGUCCACAUAUGAAUGAAUUACCCCUUAUAAGUUGUGGAUGCUUUUAUGAACAACCCCUAAUUUUGUUGUCAUGAUGGGGUUGAAAUGAAAUGGUGAAUCAUUUUACUUGCAUAUACACAUUUUGUGAUACAUGACUGCAAAAGUUUGGCAGCUUGGCAAUAACCAACGAUAUCCUUUUUUUUUAUUACAUCAACACUACUUUAUCACACUGACGGUCCAACCAGUGCAUUUCCACCUCUUGGCACAUCUGUUGGGUAGCUCUGCCCUACACUAAGUUAAGAGUAUAGAUAUGCAUAAUUGCAAAUAAUUAUUAAGGCACAAAGUACUUGAUAAGAGCCAUCAUAGCCAGUACAAUUAAUAUUUAUUACUAAUAAAUAAUUAUCAACUUGGGCCCAAUCCUAAUAAAUAUAUUAAUUAUAUCACUAAUGUUAAUGUGGACAGUAUGCCUAUUGAAUUGCAUUUUAUAAUUAUAUGAAAAUGAUAUUCUAAUCAAAAUCAGUUUCCACUCACCUCUGUGCAGGCAAACAAUUUCUAUUAAAAGGUUAAGGAUAUAAUCAUUUAAAGAUGAAUGCAUUGAAUUCAUAUGUCACCAGUGCAAUAAGCCAAUUGAUUGCAUUCAUUUGCCUGUUAUUUGUCAUGAUCCAUGAAAGAGAAUAUCAUCAGAAUAUUUGGUCCUACAUAGCUAAUGAAACCUCUGAUUGAAUAAAUAUUUUUGCAUAUUAUAAAAGAAACAUUUAAAAAAAUAAUUUCAUAUUUGAGAAUUUUACUAUUUAUUUUUCAGAGUUGACUUCAACGUGCCCCUCAAAAAUGGAAAAAUUACCAACAACCAGAGGUAUUAUUAUUUCUUUAAAAAAAAAAUCAUGUAUUGAUUUGAAAUAAAAUUUAUAUUUUAUAAAAAAAACUUAAAUGUUUCAAACUAAAUAUUAAUAACUAAUCUUUUGACAAAUUUUAAAGAGAUAGAACAGAGUAUGUUUAUCAUUUUUGUAUGUAGAAAAGUUUAAUAAAAUAAAAUGUGUUAAAAAUGUCUGAAAAUAGCUGUUUUAUGUCUUUAUAAGCUCAAUAUUAAUUUUCAACACAGAAUUGCUGCUGCCUUGCCGACAAUCAAGUAUGCUUUGGAAAAGGGAGCGAAGGCUGUGAUUCUGAUGUCUCAUCUAGGCAGACCUGAUGGGCGCCCAGAUCCAAAAGCCAGCAUGAAGCCGGUAGUUGCAGAGCUGGAGACAUUGUUGGGAAAGUGAGUAACGUAUAUACUAAGUCAUAAGCCAACUUUUUAAAAAAAUAUUUCAGGGGAACAAGUGGAAUGGUUGGGUUAUGAGCAAUGUUUCCUCUAAGGUUUGUUGGUUCGUGUGCAAAAUCAUAAAGGUGUGUGCACAUUUUUACAGCAUCAAUUUUUUUGUGUGCAAAAUUUUACAGCCUACAGACACAAACACACACUUAAGUGGAAAUUGCUGCGCGGCAUCUGUGAGAUUGCACUGCUUAAAGGGCACAUUGGUUAUGAGCGGGUCAUGUGAGAUUUUUUAUUUAGCGUACAUUGAUUCUUUUAUAGAAAAAAUUUAACAGAAGUCAACAUAAAGCUGUGUGCAAAAUUGGGUUACAGAUUUUGUUCUCAUUUUGCAACUGUUGUGAUUGGCUGAACUUAGAGAGUAUCAAAGUACCUAUAUUGAAUAAUGACAUUUUAUAAGAUUGUAGUAGCUGUUGAAAUCUAUCUUUAAAAUGGACAGGGUUUGGUAGAUUGUAGUAGCUGUUGAAAUCUAUCUUUAAAAUGUGCAGGGUUUGGUAACAGUAUAAUGAGAUUUGCACUUACUCAAACGUGUUAUUUGAUAUUUAUAGCAGAAUAUAUGCCUAUGUAUAAGACAAGGCAACAACACAUUCUUUUCAAAGUUACAAUCAUCCAUUUUCGGAAAUGUUCAUUGUGGUUACCAAAUAUACUGGUAGACAUACGAAGUGAAUAUCUUUGAUAUCCAUUAUACUAUAUGUUUAUUAGUUAAGUCUUUUGAAUUACACAAUAGUUACAUUUAAAAGCUAGGAUUUUAAAACAAAUAUUUUCUUUUGUAGCAUAUAGUUUUUACUGGCCUAAUUUUAUUUUAUGGGAUCAGAUUAUGAGCAGGUUACACAAUUUUCAAGCUUUCCACAGCCAAUACUAAGGGGGUCUGCUAAUGAAAAGACAGCCUUUAGAAAUACUGCAUACAGUAUUUCCCUGACACUUUUUGAAGGGUUUCGGUGAAAAUUCAUAACAAUUUUAAAGUUUCUCCCGCCUUUCAGAAUGCAUUGAUUAUUUUCUAUAUAGUUUGUAUGGCUGAAAUAGGUCUAAAUUUAAAAAAAAAAUUUAAAAGUUGCUUGGAAAAAAAAUUUUUUUUUAAUAUACUCUCUUUUUUAUCUGAAAGGAAAGUCACGUUCCUCGAGGACUGUGUUGGUAAUAAAGUUGAAGAAUUCUGUGCUAACCCAGCUCCAGGGAGUGUUAUCUUGCUGGAAAACUUGAGAUUUCAUUUAGAGGAAGAAGGAAAAGGUCUGGAUGCUGCAGGUAACAAGGUCAGUCAGCAAAAUUAUUAAGAUGUCUUUUAUUAUCUGACAGGUCUAAGGAAUUAUGGGUUCUCUUAGUUGUCAUUUACAAAACUAACAAAUAAAUAAGAUAAUUUUUAAAUCACAACUACUAAAUACUUUCAUUGAGGUAAAGCAAUUAAAACUUGAAAGUUUAAAUGGAGAUUUAUUUGUAUAUUUCAGGCUAAAGCUGACGACGCCUCAAUUGCAGCUUUCCGGGCAUCACUGACAAAGUUGGGUGAUGUCUAUGUCAAUGAUGCAUUUGGAACAGCUCACAGGGCUCAUAGGUUUGUAGCUUUAUAGUACAUAUGGUUUUAUGUCAUAUUUUAAAAUAUGAAUCAUGAACGCCUGCGUAUGUGCUGAUGAUAUUAGUCAGCUUCUUUAGAAUGCUUUAAUAACUAAUGCACCAACACUAUGGGGAUGCUUUAAAUUUGGCAAGAUAUUUUUUCAAAAUAUCUGCAAAAUUAUAAAUUAUUAUUUAUAUUAAAGACAUUAAAGUGGUAGCAUGUUGUAUAACUUUUAUGUAUCUUUAUGUAAUUAUUUUUCUUUACCCUAUUCUCAAAGCUCCAUGGUAGGUGUGACAUUGCCUAUUAGAGCCUCUGGAUUCUUAAUGAAAAGGGAGUUGGAAUACUUUGCUAAGGCCUUGGACAACCCCAGUAGGCCUUUCCUUGCCAUCCUUGGGGGGUAAGAGCAUAAAAUUAAUGUAGUUCACACCAGGUUAACUAUGUUCAGUGAUGGAAUAUGAAUUUUAGCUUCUGCUGCUGAAAAAAUGUAUUAGUCAAGCAAAUAUUUAAUAAACAAGAAUAAUGUAGCUAUUUCAUUAUUUAUCCCAUUUAUUUGGAAAUGUUUCUUUUCAGAGCCAAAGUCGCAGACAAAAUCCAACUGAUUGAAAACUUGUUGGAGAAAGUGGAUGAGAUGAUAAUUGGUGGUGGUAUGGCAUUCACCUUCCUCAAAGUAAUCAACAACAUGGAUGUAAGUUCUCCACACAGAGUAGAGCACACGUCGGGGGGGGGGGGCAACAAGAAUAGUUAUAAGAUAUUAAUUUAUAUCUGCAAAACUCAACAGGUUAAAAAAGGAAUUUAUAAUUAAUCCAACCAAAAUGUUACCAAACUGAGUUGUUUGCCUUGCCUGUAGUCAAUUGAAUCUUUACUGAUUGUUUAUUUUGUUAAGUCGACGUUUUUGCCGUGGAACCGCCAAAUUUUCUCUUUGUCUUAGCAUUUUCUCUUCGGUUAUGUCGAUACUUUUAUGUCGACGAACCCUAUUAUCUCGUUCACAAAAGGGGGCCAAAUUUGCCACUUAACCUCGGUUGUCUUGAUCCCCCAUGACCAAUCGCCAGCUUUUGAACUCCGCAACAAGAAAUAGCAAACAACAAAUAAAUAAGUUUUGCAUAAUUAAAACUAAUUAUUUCUCAAAAUACAGGACUUGCGUUUUAGAAUGAACCUAUUAGUAAUUUUAAUAAAUAUGUUUUAAUGUGAGGUUUAAAAACCCGGUAGAGUCCAUAAUAUAAAUGAUCAUAAUUUGCAGUGUGCAAAACGUUGUGAUGGGCAGCCAUUCACGGUUACUUGCAGAAUGGCUAUGCCAUGGUACUAAUGUCAGAGUUUCAUUCAUAACAGUUUGGCGUGUGCAAAAACUAUUAAACCAUUGGUCAGGGAAAGCUUUAAUUAAAUAGUCAUGUGCCAAAAUUGAAAGUUCAAAAUAAGUAGUCCCUAAAUAAUAUUGUAGUAAUGAGGGGAUGCCUUAUACUUAUAUGUAAUAUAGAUUCAGUUCGCAUGACGCAAUCAGCAAAAUGAGGUCACAAAAUGUGGAGGCUUGGUCCAUACUAGAAAAUACCAAACAACUGGCACGUUCAAAAUUCGUAGCUCAAAAAGUACUAAAGCUAAAAAGUUGAUUCUGGUUUCAUUUUUGUAUUUGAAAUUUGCUCUAACUAAUAAAUAUUUUUUUUUAAUAAUUUUUUUUUUUAGUGAAGUACCUACAUUUAAAAACGCACAUCAUGUUUGUAAAGAAAUUUCAAGCACAUGUUGAUAUAUUGCCGCAUGUUGGUUUUCGUUUAUCUCAAUCAUUGGUUAUUCGACACUUUUUGGCAAACCCCAAGGCCGUCGACAUUACCGUGUUCUACUGUACUUAAGUUUUUUAAAUAAUUUUUUUCUUUUUACUUUUGAGAAUUUAAGUGUUUUUGUCAACUGCUUUCUCUUACAGAUCGGCAGCUCACUCUAUGAUGAAGAAGGAGCUGGUAUAGUAAGAAAACUUGUUGAUAAAGCAAAGGAACGAAAUGUACAGCUUCAUCUCCCCUCUGAUUUUAUCACAGGAGAUCGAUUCGCAGAGGAUGCUAAAACAGCUACAGCAACUGUUGCCAGUGGAAUUCCAGAGGGCUGGAUGGUAAGCCAUAAGGAAUUUAUCAAGAGUUUUAGCCAAAAGUUUAUAAAUUAACAGCUUCAAUAAAAUAAAUUUCUAAAUCAUUCUCAUGUUUUUAAAGCCAUUUUAAUAAAGUAAGCAAAUUAAAUGUAAGAAUGAAAUCACUUGAGCAUACAGCAUCAUCUUCGGUCUAUUUUUUAGGGUCUAGAUGUAGGUUACAAGACAAAUGAAGAGUUUACCAAUGUGAUUGAGAGAGCUAAGACCAUUGUUUGGAAUGGGUAAGUUGAGAAAACAAAUUAAAUUUUAAUUGAUGUGUUUGAAACAGCUAGAUGCAGUCCUAUCUGUCAAAGCGCUGCCAAGCUAAGUAUCAUUCACAAGACACAGUAAUAUCUGCAAAGUCUGAUAAAAAAGACCCUAUGUCACUUGACCUAUAAAAUUAAUUUAAAGAACCUAUAACAAAAUUAUUCUUGUUUUUAUUCAAAUAUUAUUAAAAUAAUUUUUAAGUAAUAUAUUUUUAAUGAGGAUAUUUUGAUGUUUUAAAAUCUAGACCACCUGGAGUGUUUGAAUUUGAAAACUUCUGUACAGGAUCAAAGCAAAUGAUGGAUGCUGUUGUAAGAGCUACUCAGAAAGGAGCCACCUCCAUUAUUGGUGAGCAUGACUUCAUUUUGUGAUGUCUUUAAUUUUCUUGUAUCCAUUCACUUGGACUGUUUCUCAUAUAUGUCAUUGUCUGAAUAAUGAGGUGAAACAUAAAUUUCAUUUGAUUCACGGGUUAUUAAACCAAGUAAUCUUCCAGUUUUUAUUAGAGUUAGAGUGCAUUUUGAUUACAAUGAAACUUUUAUCUAUCGUUUCAUGUAAAAAGAACAUUGCAGUUUUAAUUUAAGACUGUAGGUGGCUCAAAUAAAUGGAUUGUUGCAUGUCAAUACAGCUUACUUGUUAUGGGAUUCGCAUGUCAGAAAAUAUCCUGUCAAUUAUAAGAAACAUGCAAAAACAAAUUGUUGAUCCACAUUUUUAAAGCAGUUUCUCUUAACAGUUAAAUAUUGUAAUUCUAGGUGGUGGUGACACAGCAACUUGUGCUAAGAAAUUCAACACAGAAGAAAAAGUAAGCCAUGUGAGCACGGGAGGAGGUGCCAGUCUUGAACUGUUGGAAGGUCUGUACCUACAUUCAUACACUGAUUGAUACUUGUACUUGCAGCAAUCAAUUAGUCGGUUAAAGAAAUGGGAAAAUAUGAUAAAUCGGUUAUUGCUGUACUGUGUACUAGAGUAAAGCAGGAGGACAAAGGUGUGAAUUGGAAAAUGCUUUGAAAUAUAAUAUGUGGGCCUAUUUUCAAAGCUGGAAAUAAUUUGUUUACCUUGUAUUUCUUUUCAGGAAAAGUUAUGCCUGGAGUUGAAGCCCUUUGCCCACCACUUUAAAGUCAGUGCAGCGAGGGAAUGUAAACUUUCCACCUUGAACUAAUGCUGCAAAAAUUCUUCUUCGAUUCUUUUUUUUUUUUUUUUUUUUCCUUCCCUCCCUUGUUAGAGAAGACAAAAUUAGCUGUGUCUUGCGAUGAAUGCGAGAGGGGUUUCUAUUUGUUAGUCUGGAGCUGGUAAUCUUGAAAUAAUUGUAUUUUUUAUUUUUUUUUUUUUUUUUUUUUUUCCUUCCCUCACUUGUUAGAGAAGACAAAAUUAGCUGUGUCUUGCGAUGAAUGCGAGAGGGGUUUCUAUAUGUUAGUCUGGAGCUGUGAAUCUUGAAAUAAUUGUAAUAGCAUAAAAUUUAGCUCUUAAAUAUUUGUUGUGAGUGUUCAACUCUCAUCUUAAACGUAAGUCCCUCAGUACGCAUGAAUAUGUACGGUUCUGUUUUCUAACAUUUUUAAUAUAUAUAUGUGUAGUCUUUUUGAAUUCACAUUUAAACAAAUACAUGUUAAAUUUAGUAAGAGACAAAACUCACUCUUUCCCUUUUUUUUAAAAAAAAAAAGAAAAAUUAUGUAUUGAUAUUCGACAGCAUAUUAAUUUAUUAUUUAAUAUACUUUUUAAAUUUUUAAAAAAACUAUAUCAAAAAAUGUCCUUUUAAUAACAUUUUGAAUUGAUCUAAAGCUUACUGUUACGAACAGUCAUGAAUAAUUUGUGAUAAACACUUGAAAACUGAUGAUUUUCAUUUUGGUUAACAUCCCAGAUUGUAUUGUCAGUUGAAAAUGUCAUCAUUCUCUUAUUGAUCAGUGUAAGAGUUCAACUUUGAAUUAAAUACCUGUAUCAACCUUACAUGUAUUAAAAACAUUUGGCCAAUAAACUGCUAUUUCAAAGCCUUGAAACGAUUUACACUGUUGCCACUUAUUAUGUUAUUUUAUUUUAUUUUUUUAAAGACAACUAAUUUGUCAAUGAAAUGAAUCGGUUUGCAAAGGCAUUUUUCAACCCAGCUCAAUUUGAGCCAUAAUUCUACUGUACAAAAUUUUGAACAGCUUUCAAUAAUUGAUAGUUGGUAAAUAAAAGAAAUAAAAAUGAGACAUGUUCACCUAAUAAUAGUGCAAUGGGAAAAAUACACAAUUUAUCUAACGCUGUUUUCUCUACUACCUUUUUCCCCCUCCAAAAUUAAAGAAGCUUUAUUAGUCAAAUGACAAAAAAUAUUUCCAUUGUGUGAUUUUGAAAUGAGGCUUGGGGUGAAAUUUUUACAUACAAUACAUUAUUGACCUUGUAGGUUAGUGUUAUGAUCUAUAUUGCAGUGGUGCAAAAAAUUUAUUUAGGACUUUGCCGCAAAAGCAUCAAGAGUUCCACACAAAAAAUCUAAAAAAUGUUUUAAAUAAGUUAGUGUCAUAUCUUCUUCAGGAUUCUGGGAUGUGAGAGAUUUAACACCUUCAUCUUUUUUUUUUCCUUUUCCUAUAAGUAAGGGCCCACGAUCAUUUUAUUUAUCAUUCUGGCUCCUGGUUUGAAUUCAAAGUUCGUGUCCAUCUAUUCAUGCUCAUGUAAAUAAAAAAAAUAAUUUAAAGCUUAUGCUUACAUAAAAAACAUAGAGGAGUAAGUUGGGUGCUGCCCUAAAAUUACCUUUUCAACAUAGAGGAUUAAGUAAGUUGGGUGCUGCCUUGUAAUUAACUUUUCAACAAAGCGGAGUAAGUAAAUUGGUUGUUGCCUUGUAAUUAACUUUUCAACAAAGAUGAGUAGUUGGGUGCUGCUCUGCAAUCACUUUUUCAAUAAAGAGGAUCAAGUUGGGUGCUGCCAUGUAAUUACCUUUUCAACAAAGAGGAGUAAGUUGGGUACUGCCAUGUAAUUACCAUUUCAACAAAGAGGAUUAAGUAAGUUGGGUACUGCCAUGUAAUUACCAUUUCAACAAAGAGGAUGAAGUAAAUUGGGUGCCGCUUUCUAAUUACCUUUUUGGUUAUCAAACAAAAGCCCAAUUUUAAAAACUGAAUCACUUUUUAAAAAGGAAAACUUUGUAUUUAUCAUAUGGGUUUCAAUUUAAUUUGUUUGUCAUCAUAGUAACAUUUAUGGUUACAUGAAAUGGUUUCCUGUACCAAAAUAAAAAAUAGUGGUGGUGUUGAAGUUUAGGUUCCACUAAAGCAUGGGUGUCAAACUCAAUUGAUCGACAGGCCAAAAUUCAAAUCACAUGUAAGGUUGUGGGCCAACAGGAUAAACAUUGCGUAAGCUGAAAAUUAAUAUUUAAAAAAAAAAAACAACAUUUAUAUUGAUGAAAACAGGAAAAAGUUUUAAUA
Lymnaea stagnalis (great pond snail) is the source of this 17341-nucleotide messenger RNA. NCBI's taxonomy places the organism in Eukaryota, Metazoa, Mollusca, Gastropoda, Lymnaeidae. The record is from the annotation of a GenBank genome assembly.